Protopterus annectens (West African lungfish) is the source of this 2026-nucleotide messenger RNA. It is a transcript of the gene TOR4A, whose product is annotated as torsin family 4 member A. Gene Ontology annotation, cellular component: nuclear envelope; endoplasmic reticulum lumen. Gene Ontology annotation, molecular function: ATP hydrolysis activity; ATP binding. The record is from RefSeq and is a predicted model, not a curated record. NCBI's taxonomy places the organism in Eukaryota, Metazoa, Chordata, Ceratodontiformes, Protopteridae.
AAUAAAUAAAAGGUUAGUGGUCCCUAUUAGAAGGCUGGUCAGGCCUGCACGUACUGCACCAUCCCCAAUUUGAAGGCUGGUCAGGUCUGCACUUAUUGCCCCUCCCGUUCAGAGGCUGGUCAGGUUUGCACUUACUAGUCCCCUGGAGGCUGUCCUUGUCUGCAGUUUCUGCCCCCUCCCCUUUUAUGAUGCCGGUCACAUUUACACGUAGCUCAAAACUGCUUUCCUGGGACGUGGGGGAGAGCAGCGAAGGUAGUCAACAAUUCCCGCAAUUUUUCUGAGUGACCUGCACUGCGACUAAUGUAACUGUGUGUCGUUAGAGGGAAGGAAAUAGAACUUCCUAUUGUCAGACCACAGCCUCGCAGAGCUCGGACGACGUGGAUGCACCUACACCCUGCUGAGAGCUUGCAGACAGCAGCGCGUCUUGGAAACCGGAGCCCCCGGGAUGUUAGAUUAAAGAGAAGUAAUUUGUAACUGCCGAAGUGCUAGCAUUUCCAUAAGACUAAGGAAUAAUGCAGCUGGAAGUUCCAGAAGCAUGCAAUGAGGUCACCAUAAGAAGUAAAAAAAUUUCACUUAUUUCAUCAGUCAGAGCCGCAGUGCAAAUUAGACGCCGUUAUCGUAUUUUGAAGACAAAGUGUCGCCCCUUGGAUAGUGCCAGGAAGGAGGAUGCAGACCAGACAAAAGCUCCAGGCAUCAGCAGUCAAAAUUCUGAGGUAAUAGAAGAUGAGAGGUAUGUUAGAGGGACAGCUCAAUAUUUCACAUUUGAUGAGACAUUAGACAAAACUCACCUAAAGUACAAAAGACGUAAGAAACAUCGGAAAUCUAAAAUUCUCUUUCCUGCAAAGACAAGGAAAUUUUUCCCAGCUAAAGAGAAAAGCCACGCAAAGACAUGCCUUUUUUUGCUAUGUGCCAUUGUGUUUCUUCAGAUCUUUAAUGCCAUUGAAAAUCUGGAUGACAACCUGCAAAAAUAUGAUUUGGAUGGACUUGAAAAAACUAUCAGGAGAGAGGUUUAUGGACAGGUAUUUGCCAUAGAAACCACCAUAGAAGUUCUGAGGAAUUAUCUUUCUACUCAUAUUCAUAACAGACCACUCUUAUUAUCUUUUAAUGGACCCACUGGAGUUGGGAAAAGCCAUGUAGGGCGAUUGUUAGCAAAACAUUUCCGUUCAGCCAUGGAAAGUGAGAAUGUUUUACAGUAUUAUGUUUCGCAUCAAUGUCCAGAAGUAAAGGACACUUCAGAAUGCCAAGAAGAGGUAUCGGGCAUGAUUUCUGAGUUGGUCGCUAAAGCAGAAUUAGAAGAAAAAAUUGCCAUCUUCAUUUUUGAUGAUGUUGAGUCCAUGCCUGUGAGUUUUCUGGAUAUGCUGGAUGGUUACUUUCUACGUACCCAGAACAGUGAAUUUAACAAUGCCAUCUAUAUUCUUAUUAGCAGUAUUGAUCAGGAUGAGGUCACCAAAUUUGUUCUCCAGAACACCUCCAGGGAAGCUGUGAACCACAACAAGGUAUUGCCAGAACUUGUUGAUAACCUUCGUGCUUCAUUGAUAGAGUAUCAUCCUCUCUGGAAGCAUGCUGAGAUAGUUCCAUUCACAUUGCUGGAAAAGGCUCAUGUUGUGAACUGCUUCAUCGAUGAAAUGGAAGAAGAAGGUUUCUAUCCAGAUCCAAACCGCAUAGAGAGACUAGCAUCUCAGUAAUACUACAGUGUUGGGGACAGGAAAUAUUCUGUUAAUGGGUGCAAACCAGUUGUUACAACAGUUAAUUUGUUGUAGGAGCCAGCAUAUCUAUAUAGCAUAUAUAUAUGUAUCUUAUAUGAUGAAACUGAUGCUUCAUCCUGCAGUGGAAAAAAGGAUGUUAUUGUAGUUUGCAUUGGCUUUGGACACGCCAGCAAUGUUCAACAGCAGUGCGUUGCUGUGUAUUUACAAGACAUUUGAGUAACACGUCCUUUUCUUUUCAUUAUGGAUUUAGGAAAAAUGGAUGUAUCGAUUUUAAUGUUGUUUCUCAAUGGCUGUAAUAAAUAGAAAGUGUUCUAAAAUGA